AUGACUACCCGGACCGUAGUGACCUUGGGCGGAAAGACAUACAACAGGUCGGACACGCUUGCCCGUGCCGUCAAGGAUAUUCUGUUCAAUCUCAAUGCGAAGCUGAAGCAAGAGGAAGAGAACCUCGUCCUCGAUCUGCUGAGGCAGGGACACGCCAAGGCCGAUGAGAAGAUCGGAAGCGGAGUGAAGCACAUCAAGGUGGGAUCCCACCCCGAGUACCCCGAGUCCCGCUGCUUCCACGUCGUGCGCACCGACGACACCACCGCCGACUUCUCCUACCGCAAGUGCGUGGAGACGCUAUUCGGUGUCGAGAAAUCGAAGAAGAAGGGACUCGAGUUCACGCCGGGUCUGCUGUUGUGGUUCGACGUGGAGGACUCGCGCGAUGAGGCCUCGAAGAAGCGAAAGCGCGAUGAUACCGUGAAGACGGAGAAGAAGGAGGGAGAGGGCGAGGAGGAGGAGGCGGACACGGUCGAGGAGCUCAACGCCGAUGGCGAGAGCGUGGCCAAGAAGCAGAAGACCAAGGACGGCGCCGCCAACCGCCCCGUCGCCCCGGAGCUCAAGAUCAAGCAGUACUUCCGCCAGUUCGGCGACGUCGGCUACGUCGAGCUGGCCGAGAAGCACUGCUCUGUCCGCUUCAAGGACGAGGCGGCGGUGGAGAAGGCCGGGGCGGCGGUGAAGGACGGGCUGCAGCUUCCGGAGCUGCCGGGCUUGAAGCUGCUCAAGCCGACGCUGCUGUCGGGCCAGGCCGAGGAGGACUACUACCGCAAGAUCCAGGCCGACCGCAAGGAGAGCAACCGCCGCGCCGACGAGGAGCAGCGCGCCAGGCGGGCCAACGGCGGGCGCCGAGGCCGAGGCGGGCGCGGUGGUCGGGGUGGCCGCGGAGGCCGUGGCGGUCGAGGCGGCCGUGACCGAGUGAAGCAGGAGUGA
Acanthamoeba castellanii str. Neff is the source of this 927-nucleotide messenger RNA. Its product is annotated as RNA binding motif protein. The transcript is spliced from 5 exons. Gene Ontology annotation, cellular component: chloroplast. The record is from RefSeq and is a predicted model, not a curated record. Gene Ontology annotation, biological process: chloroplast rRNA processing; chloroplast organization. Gene Ontology annotation, molecular function: RNA binding. The coding region runs from base 1 to 927 and encodes 308 amino acids. NCBI's taxonomy places the organism in Eukaryota, Discosea, Longamoebia, Acanthamoebidae.